Molecule: messenger RNA, 924 nt
Organism: Lates calcarifer (barramundi perch)
Lineage: Eukaryota; Metazoa; Chordata; Actinopteri; Centropomidae
Exons: 1
Coding region: 1-924 (307 amino acids)
Biological process (GO): neuropeptide signaling pathway
Cellular component (GO): membrane; neuron projection
Molecular function (GO): G protein-coupled receptor activity; neuropeptide binding
Source: RefSeq, a predicted model, not a curated record
AUGGAUGAUUUUUCUGCCAACCUCCUGAGCUUAAGAAUUUUCAUUUCUUGCAUAGGACUAAGUGGUAAUAUAUUUCUCAUACUUUCCAUCAUUCAGACUAAGAUCUCCAGAGUGAAGUCCUUUGAGUUGUUUCUUCUGGGACUGGCUACAGCCAACUUGGAGGAAAUUCUCAUCGUGAACAUCUAUGACAUUAUCAUCCUUGAGGCGUCCUCCGCCACCACCGGAACUUGGUUGUGUCGCUCACUCAAGUUCCUGACUGUGCUCGGUGAAAUCACCAGCAUCCUCUUCACCGUCCUGAUCAGCAUCUUCCGCUACCAGAAGCUGAGAGAUGCAAGUAAGAGGGUCAACCUCCCAAUCUGUAUGGACAGCGCCAGGUCAGCCUGGAUGGUGAGCGGGUUUUGUGUGAUGCUCUCCUCGCUCCUCAGUUUCCCCGUUUUUGUCAUAAAUCAAGAACCUGCAGUCAACACCACAGGGAACAAAAGCAGAUGCCCUCCAGACUUCUUUCAGUGUAGUGAUAAUUACUGUCCAACAUUCAACCGCUUCUAUAAAUACGUGUUCAUCGUGAUGUGCAACCUGGUGCCCCUGGCCAUCGUUACAGUCACCAGCUGUCUUAUCAUCAUGGUGCUGCUGAGCCAGAGGAAGACGGUGACACCAGUGGUAAGUGUGAGCAGGUCAAACCACUUCAGCAAGAAGAGUAAAGGUCCGAGGCUUCAGCGGAGCACGAUAGCUAUACUGGCUGCCAUGGGAUUGUUCCAGGUAGACUGGACUCUCUACCUGAUCUUUCAGCUGACCUUCAGCCCCACUGACUUUCCUUUUUGGGCUGAAAUGGAGUUCUUUAUCUCAACUUCCUAUACAUCCAUCAGUCCAUAUGUGUACGGGAUAGGGAAUAACCUGUUCUCUCUCAAGAACCUGAUGAAGAGGUAA